AUGAACUUUACCCGCGUCUUGUGGUUGGUAUUAAAAGGGGUUCUCUAUCUGGUAACAUUUUAUCACUCGUUGCCUUUCGUUGGAAGUGUCACCCUGUCUAUGUUGAACAGCUAUGUGUCCUCAUCGGUCUCCUUCAAUUUGGAUACAAUUUAUCUCAACUGGAAUUCUACCUUUCCGGCCAUUACGGUGUGCGAGAUAUACAACGCCGAACGAAUUUGGGAUCUGAGUGACUCACAUUUUGGCCCGGAACAUGAUAUGCACGUGGAUGAUUUUAUAAGUGAAAUUGCCUUCUACCGGGGGGUAUGCAGUAGCUGUGAAGAUUGUGCCAAGCUUCGGUGUCCAGCCAACUUUACUUUUCUAGUUGAAAUGUUUCGAACCAAGUGCCCGCAGUUGCUGGUCAACUGCAGUUACCUUAACGAGCUUUUUGACUGCUGUGACCAGUUCCUUCCCGUACCCACCGAAUACGGAUUAUGUUACUCCUUUAACUCCCACCAGGCUCGCAAAGUGUCACAUGUUCAGUACACAAAUAAUCGGAUAACCGGCCCGGGUCAUCUCAAUUUUCAUGCCGCUGCGGACAUCCAGUUGUACGUUCACGCUCCCAUCGAUGUGCCAUACCAGCUGUCCGAAGGUAUGAUCCGUGAAACAGUCCUUCUGGGCCAUGACAAGGAGCUAAUUCUGAACGUCAUCGAAGUGCAUAACGACGAGAGUGUCCAGGAUCUGAGCAUGGAACAGCGGCGCUGCAGAUUUGCUCAUGAACACGUUCCCGAAAGACAGGGCAUAUACGAGUUUUACAGCUACUCCAGUUGUGUUGUGGAGUGCACUGUGCUCCUCCAGAUUGCGAAUUGCAACUGCACUAGCCACUUCAUGACAGUUCCAGGCCGGAAUUCACUACCCGUCUGCGACUACCGAGGUCUCAUCUGCUUAACCAGAAUCCGGGACAAGAUCAUGACAGAGCGCAAGUCCUGUGAGUGCAUGAGCUCCUGCGAGGAGCCGGAGUACAACAUUAUUUAUAACUCUGCCGAUGAAGACGACGAGGCGUCAAACGACCUGUCAAAGAUCCGAGUGUCUCUGGUGGAGCUACCCACCCAGCGUUAUGUUCGUCGAGUGACUAAAACUAUUUUGGACUUUCUAAUUUCCCUUGGUGGCCUCGUGGGUCUCUUUUUCAACACAUCCGCCCUGCGAAUUGUGGAGGCCGUGGUAUUGACCAUUAGAUACAGGAAAACUAUAGUUAAUGGGGUUAAACGGUUUUUGCUUGGCACGAUUAAAUAUAUACAGAUUUUGGACCAGUCAAAGUAA
This is a messenger RNA of Drosophila bipectinata, 1296 nucleotides long. It is a transcript of the gene ppk31, whose product is annotated as pickpocket 31. Lineage: Eukaryota; Metazoa; Arthropoda; Insecta; Diptera; Drosophilidae. Gene Ontology annotation, biological process: sodium ion transmembrane transport. Gene Ontology annotation, molecular function: ligand-gated sodium channel activity. Gene Ontology annotation, cellular component: plasma membrane. The record is from RefSeq and is a predicted model, not a curated record.